Misgurnus anguillicaudatus (oriental weatherfish) is the source of this 6737-nucleotide messenger RNA. RefSeq names its product protein phosphatase 1 regulatory subunit 3E. NCBI's taxonomy places the organism in Eukaryota, Metazoa, Chordata, Actinopteri, Cypriniformes, Cobitidae. Gene Ontology annotation, molecular function: protein phosphatase 1 binding; glycogen binding. Gene Ontology annotation, cellular component: protein phosphatase type 1 complex. The record is from RefSeq and is a predicted model, not a curated record. Gene Ontology annotation, biological process: regulation of glycogen biosynthetic process.
AAUCUUCAAAAAGCUUCGUUUCUGCCAUCACUAGAACACCUCACCAGAUCAGACACAGAACACCAUUACAUACAAACAACGGCCCUAUGACUGACAAAUGUCAACUGAAACACUGGGCUAAAAGAUAACAAUUCACACCUGGGAACCAAUCAGAAAAUGACACUACAAGGACUACAAACGUAAAUGACAAUACAGAACUUCAAAAUAAAAGUACAGGAAAGGGGAACACAAGGACAAGAUACAUGGCAUGUAAUAUCGUAAAUGCAUCCUACUCUUAUAAAAUAGCACUUAAAUCAUGGUAAAACCUAAAUACAGCUCCCAACUAUAGUAUUAUUUACUGUAAACCAAUUGAAUGGAAAUGUCACGGUAAAGGAUUCCAUUACCACAAGUAUUACUAUUAAAUAAUACAUAUUGGGUAAUGUCAUGUAAUAUUGUAGCUAUAUCUACAGAAAUGUCCGUUUUCCUUCAUUGGCUUUAAAUCAAAUGUUGUAUUGCUAUGCAUGCAUAUGAUGCUAAUAUGAUAUCACAGGUACUUCUGUAACACUGCUGAGAUGAGCAAUCAAUAAAAAAUACGUCUUGCAGAUGUAAAUGCAGACAUCAAAUAGACGUCUCCGAGAUGUAUGCUAUUAGGGAUAUAAUCAAUUGGAAUGAAUAAAAGCGAACUGAGUAAUUUAAUUACAAGUAGAUUAAGCAUUGUAGGCAUAUUUACUAAAAUGACUGCUGUCUAAUGAAGAUGACAUAGCGAAUGAGAUUUGAAUCAAUAUAAACGCGUCAUAUUAAAUAUGGGAAGUCCUAACCGCUAAACGUGUAUUUAUCUGCUGUGAGACGUGAUCGAACUCACGGGUUGAGCUGCUGAAGGGGCGUGUUUUGACUGGCAGCGGAUCCUACUAUGGCGACGACAUGGAUUAUGAAUAUUAAUUACUUAACGUGACGUUCGCGCGGAAGAUCACAUUUGAUUGGCUGGAAGGACGACGCCCUCAAGUGAGUCAACAAAUCUUAAUUCGGUUGUGGUUGUGGUUUAUGAAUAUUAAUGAAGUGUCCUGACGAUGCUUUGGGGGGAUUGUCGAGAAACGCUAUUAAUAUUUAUGAUCAAAGGCUUCGUCGUAGUAUUAUUCGUAACGGUGCUGAUUCGCAUGUAGCAUGAGGUUGUGAGAGCGGCGUUUCGCCUCAGAUUGGUCUAGAAAUACGCAGUACCAUCAACGAGUGAAAUCGACAUGCGCAAGCACAUUUAACCCGGCUUCCACCGUCAGACCUCGACAUUUCUUUUCUUUUUUAUUUAAGAGACUUUUUAUGGAAGCCGAUGCUGUAGUAAUGCUUCCUCCCAAGAACUGCAUCCCCAGGAACUACAGCUGUAUCGCCAGUCUGUUCGGAAGCCUGGCAUCAUCCGAGCAGAUGCUCGAGGACGAAGAAAUGGAAGGAGACGUUGACACGAAUAAAGACUGCGAAACACAGGAAAUCAGCGUGGUGAAUGAGAAACCAAGAGGAAGAGAGGCACUUCUGAAGCCUCCACACAGCCCGACAGCCCGUCGCAGGUGCAAAUCUCUCCCCACGUCGGCUGAAAGAGCCAAGCUAGAGAUUGCACGAAGCCGGAGCCCAAGCAGCCAGAAAAAGGUCCGAUUCGCUGAUUCACUCGGUCUGGACUUGAUCUCUAUUAAACACUUUAAUCAGAUGGAUAUGCCCGAGGUACCAGAGCGCAUCAUUGACAAAUUCAGAAAAGCCAGAACUCUCCAUUUCAACAACUUCGACAAGUCCAACACAUCAAGUCAGUCUGUGUUCAUGGAGCUGCUCUUCACAAAUCCAGGUUCAUUGCCAGACUUCCCGAACAGAGUUAAAGAAAAGAAGGUUUUACUAGAGUCUGUUCAGGCGGAUGAGUUUAGUCUGUCGGGAAUCGUUCGGGUUCUUAACCUGGCGUUCGAGAAAAAGGUCUAUUUGAGGUACACCUUAAAUAACUGGACGACCUUUAUGGAUAUUCUCGCGUUUUACGUUCCCCAUUCAAGUGACGGACAGACUGACAAGUUUAGCUUCAAAAUGAUCACUCCUAACUUUAUGGAGUGCGGAGGAACACUGCAGUUUGCCAUCAGGUACUGUGCCGGCGGAGGUGAAUUUUGGGAUAACAACAAUGGGAAUAAUUAUAAAGUAAGACGCCACAGGUUUAAAAUCUCUCCUUUGAGGGAAUGGGAAAACGGAUGGAUCCAUUUCAUUUAGAGCACAAACUGGCGCUAAGUGCACAUUUAUAAACUUUAACCCUGCGUCCGAAAUAUCUACUUCCAUACUAUAAAGUAUGCGAAAUAAAUAGUAGGCCUAUGUCCAAAACCUAAGUAUGGAAAAAAACAGUGCGACAAAUACCCGGAUGGUCUGACGUUACUGGCAAAUCGUGAUUAAAUUGUACCUGUUUAAAAACACUUGAAUUACUUAUAUUGCAUUAAUGGACGUCAUAUGUGAAUGAACAUACGGUCACGUGACAUUGAAAAUGUGGCGAAUGUGCUAUGUCCGUAUUAGAUACAUUGAAUGUAGGCCUACUGUAGAGGUCAAUCAGUGGGUACACGGACGCAGGGAAGCGUGUAAAAGGCUUGGUUUAUAAAUUAGUGUUAACUGCGUGACGUAGCAGUUAAUCAGCAGUAAACAAGCGGUAUAAUUUCCAUUCAUGUAACAAACAGGUGCAUUUAACAAACCGUCGUGCGUUUAUUUUUAUUCCCAUGCUUUUGCUGUUAAAUUAGGCUAUAUUGUGUAGUAAUGACAUAAUGCCCAUUGCGUCAUAAUCAUCGUGCGGGAGUUUUGUACAUACAAUUGUAGCAAAGGUCUCUUUGAAGCUUUAUUGUAUCUGACCAAAUGAUAAAUUAAAGCUGGCAUAUAUUUAAUCACAACGAUAUGUGAAGGGUCAGUUUAAGAACUAGCUUAAGAUUUCUUCAUGAAGUUUAGACAUUUAAAAUGCUAUUGCAAUGCAAGUCCUGUAAAAUUCCAUGUUUAUUCCCUAAAUGUAGCCUUGCAUUAGUAUUUAAUAGACACCACAACAUUCUAGUUGAGAAUGUCUGUGCCACUGGGAGCAACAAAUAUAUCUGGAAAAGUGGUGGUUGUUUUCAGCACCUAAUUUCCCUACGGUUACUUCACACUGUCAAUUCAAGUAUAAGUUGGCUUCUCGGCUACCUUUUCAAAUUAAAAAUGGAUGAGGUUUGUGAUUCAAAGAAUAACAGACCUCAUCCUGUUUCAGACAAGCCCAGCUCUCUAUAAAUCUUAAACCUUUCUCCUGCCCUCUAUUAAAGGUACAGUGAGUAAUUUUUAGAAGGAUCUCUUGACAGAAAUGCAAAAUAAUAUACAAAACUAUAUUAUCAGGGGUGUAUAAAGACCUUACAUAAUGAACCAUUAUGUGUUUAUUACCUUAGAAUGAGAUGUUUAUAUCUACAUACACAGAGGGUCCCCUUACAUGGAAGUCGCCAUUUUGGGCCACCAUGUUUCUACAAAAGCCCUUAACGGACAAACUUGUUUUACUAAGUUGUCUCCGACGAUGACCUGUUUGUCUGGUGGUGGCUACAGUAGCUUCUCUGUGUUUCAAAAGCGAGGGGUGAGCAGUGGACUGAGCCAUUGGUUGCAAUUCACAACCUCACCACUAGAUGCUGCUAAAAUCUACACACUGCACCUUUAAUACUUGCUUGCACACAAACUUUAAAGGUUUAAAACCCUGUCUUUUGGUCAGCAAGCCAUGCAGCACUUUAUUGUUGCACACAAAUAACUAUCGCUAAAGGCCCAUUUUAGCAUGGUUUAGCAACUGUGAAAAAGUAAUGGUAUAAAAGUAAUAUUUUUUUAUGAGAAAGCCUUAGAAUAAGUCAAUGAAGAACAGAGAUAAAGCGUGCAGAGACACACUGCUCAUUUAGCUUUUUUAUGAGUUGACAGGCUAGAGUAACCAAAUUACAUUUUUAUCAUUCUCUGUGGCAGACUAACAAUUAUAAAAUACUUCAGUUACACAUUUAAUGUGUUUUUAUUUUGUAAUAUAACUUCUCAGUGAUCCAUUUCAGAAAGUAAAUGUUGUCUUGUGGUUGACAUGUUUUUAAAUGGAUUAUUGUUGAUUGAUCAGUUGUGGCGCUAUUGCCGUGUACUUUGUGGUAAGAAAUAGCUGAAUGGCAUUGUGUGAAUAAUAUGGUAGCAAAUGUCUGUUGAGUGGUAGUGUUUAAUAUACCUCACCCUGUGUACGCUUCAAGUCUGAAAAUAUACUAUAUAUAGAGUACUAUAUUAUAAAACAUAUGUGUAAAUUAAAAGUUUAAUAUUUUAAAAGUUACAAGAAGCAGUUGGUUGUCGCUGGGCGAUACAGUAGAAAAAUAUAUGUACUAUAAGAUUUAUUAAGAAUUUAGAAAUUAAAGGAAGCAGUCGGUGGUCGCUGGUCAGACAUCGGCUGGCAAUACAAUAAUGGGAGGCUAGUAGAUUGAUUUUCAGCGGCAGCAGGAACUGGAUCUGUUAGUCUCAGUGUCCUCAGAUUCGAGGACGAGACGGGGAGAGAAAAACAAAAUCCUAUUAGCGUAGGGGCCGCUCAUAUAUAAUGCAAGGAUCAUGCAGUAUAAUGGAUGAGAACAUGAUUCAGAUACAUUGUUCUUACAGCUUCCUGGUAUUUUAGUGCUUCCUGUGGAAUGUUUUUAACAGACAACCAUUUCAGAGUCAGAGAAAGUUAUUUCACAAACAGUAUAUUUUAUCACAAAAUAUUUCAAAAACAAUAUUUUAACAAACAAUAUAAGCAUAAAAAUAUUGAAAUGCGCAGAAUGGUCCAAGGAAACCUGAGCUCGACAGUAAUGCUUUUCCAGUACAGGUUUAAUCUAAAGGGACAAGAUUGUAACUUGCCGGACCAGACAAGCAGCCUGAUUAAACUAUCAAUAACUAGAGCACAUAUAUAUAUAUAGAGCAGUGGUUCUCAAACUUUUUCUGCGUGCGGCCCCCCUUGUGUACGGUGCAUUCCUUUGCGGCCCCCCCAAAGAAAAUUUAUGACAAAAACUGUUCUAAAAUUUAACAUUUUAAUUAAACAAAACAUAUUAAGUUAUACAAAGUAGUGCUGUUGGUUAGUAGCCUUAUUUUUUUUAGGUUUAAUUACAGAGAAUUCCUGAUAAAUUAAUGUAUUUUAUAAAAUGUCAUAAAACUGGGGCCCCCCUGGCACCAUCUCGUGGCCCCCUGGGGGCCCCGGACCCCAGUUUGAGAACCACUGAUAUAGAGCACAUAUUGUAGACUGCCACAUAAAGUGAGAGGUGUUCUUAGGACACUUUAGAUGAUUAAAAUCCAUAAAAAACAUGCAGUGCUUUUCUUUCGACACUGGCAGUUGACACUGGCAGCUUGCUAUCUAGUAAUGAGCAAAAGACCAAAUAAAAACUAUACAAUUUUAAAAAGAUUACAAAUGUAAAAUUAAUCAUGAUCGUUAUGGUCUAUUUUUGUCUGUUAUAUUAAUCUAUGUUUUAAUUUGUUACAUAUAUAUCAAGCUACAUUGUUACUUCGUAUGAAAGUAACGUCUUAAUUAUUUAGUGAUUUUGAGACGGGCACCAAUUAAUUUAGUGAUUUUUACACGGACAACAAUUGGGUCAUCUGACACACAUGCACACUUGGUGAAACCUCCAGUGUCCUGUGUAUUGCAUACCACCCUAAUUGUUGCCUAUGUAUGUAUUCAUGAGAAAAGUGUAGUUUUGUGUUUGUUACUUUCCUCAUAUACACACGCGCAGGAGGCGACAGGUUGCACCACAUUCAGCUCCCUUGUUCAGUAUAUUGAUCAGGUAGUCUACCAUUUUAAAGGCCGCCUCAAUCACAAAAUACUUCCGGAGCACUGAAAUAGUUUUUCCUUUAAAUCUCACAAUGAACAAGAACCAGGUUGGUGUCAAAUCAUUGCUCUCUAUAUGACCUACUAAAAAUCAUGUCACAAAUUAACAUCUAAUGACUUACACACAAACAAAAAUUCCACAAGCCAACUCAAAAAAACAUUAGGACACACCAUAGAGACGCACAUUUAUUUAUUUUGUUAACAUAAACAGAUCACUAGACAGGUAGUAAACAUAAUCUAGUUAUAAUUUAUUAUUUAAUUUUUUUAACUAACAAUAAGCAUUUUCUUUCCAUGUCUGACCAUGUGAUCACUGUUGCUGUUUACUAUUUCACUACUGAUUAGAACAUUUCAAUUUAAGCAGUUAACAUUUUUAUAGACUUUGGUUUAGAUGAGUGAAUAAGCAAUUUACUUGUCUGAAGGGACAAGUUGUAUAUUGUAUUAUGACAUCCCAGUUGUAUAUGUCUUUCUUUUUCAGUUGAACAGAGAAAUAAUUUUAUAUUAAAAUACCUUUAUUUUGGGACCAGUGCAAAGGCCUCUUUUAUCGUAAAAAAAACAACUAAAACCACGCAGUAAAACAUUAGCACUAAAAAGGCGCGGACGCAGUUGGUUUAGUUUCCCUGUCAGACCCAAAAUUUAUGGGAGGUGAGAAAUUAAAUUAAUCAUUCAAAGCGAUUUACUAAUGUUUGCACUUAUCAAUGUACUAGUAUUUGCGCUAUUAUUUAAAGCCCAAUAAAUGGAAAUGAGAUGGUUCUGUAAGGUGCGCCUUAAUGCUUAAGGUCUUGAAAGGUGUAAAAAUAUGAAGUCCAGGUUUCAGCAGCAAUGUUGUAUAGUUUUAGUGACAAAUGAUUGUAACUGUGUUGCAGUUAGGUAUGCAUAAAGUCCAUUAGAAAUGAUAUAUCAUAGUAUAUAUGACUACUAAACAUACAAAUUGCUUGAGUGUUUUUUGUUAUUUUUU